This is a messenger RNA of Clunio marinus, 198 nucleotides long. Lineage: Eukaryota; Metazoa; Arthropoda; Insecta; Diptera; Chironomidae. The record is from the annotation of a GenBank genome assembly.
AUGGAAGAACACGCGUUGCCAUCAUGUUCACAGAUAAACCAUAAGUUAGUUCACAAUGCAGAAAAGCCAAAUUUGUUCUCAUUUUUUGAUAAAGUUACAAAUCACGAAACAAAUUUAUUGAUUCCGGAACAUAACGACCUCAAAUUUAUCAAUUGGUUGAAACGGUAUUCAUCCAGCGACUUCUACCAAGCUGCUUAG